This is a messenger RNA of Antechinus flavipes (yellow-footed antechinus), 2366 nucleotides long. It is a transcript of the gene CSK, whose product is annotated as C-terminal Src kinase. The record is from RefSeq and is a predicted model, not a curated record. NCBI's taxonomy places the organism in Eukaryota, Metazoa, Chordata, Mammalia, Dasyuromorphia, Dasyuridae. Gene Ontology annotation, molecular function: protein binding; protein tyrosine kinase activity; ATP binding. The transcript is spliced from 13 exons. The coding region runs from base 170 to 1522 and encodes 450 amino acids. Gene Ontology annotation, biological process: protein phosphorylation; regulation of Fc receptor mediated stimulatory signaling pathway; adherens junction organization.
UUUUACAAAGAGAGGCAGAAGCCGGUACCUGCCCUCAAGGAGCUCACACCCUAAUGAGGAAGACAACGGGAAAAUAACUAGCAACCUAGUAGCUCUGUUCUCUCCAAGGAAGCUCUAAUGGUACCAAGUGACGGAUCCUUCUUGUGAGAGUUGGACGUCAGAACUCAAGAUGUCGGCAAUCCAGGCCGUCUGGCCAUCCGGUACAGAAUGUAUUGCCAAGUACAACUUCCACGGCACAGCCGAGCAAGAUCUGCCCUUCAGCAAAGGGGACGUGCUCACCAUAGUUGCUGUCACCAAGGACCCUAAUUGGUACAAAGCCAAAAACAAAGUCGGCCGGGAAGGCAUCAUUCCAGCCAACUAUGUGCAGAAACGGGAAGGAGUGAAAGCCGGCACCAAGCUGAGCCUCAUGCCGUGGUUCCAUGGAAAGAUCACUCGGGAGCAGGCAGAGAGGCUGCUGUACCCCCCAGAGACGGGCCUGUUCCUGGUCCGAGAGAGCACCAACUACCCGGGGGACUAUACGCUGUGCGUGAGCUGCGAGGGCAAGGUGGAACACUACCGAAUCAUCUAUUCCGCCAGCAAGCUCAGCAUCGAUGAGGAGGUCUACUUUGAGAAUCUCAUGCAGCUGGUAGAGCACUACACCACCGAUGCCGAUGGACUCUGCACUCGCCUCAUCAAACCAAAGGUCAUGGAGGGGACUGUCGCGGCCCAAGACGAGUUCUCCCGAAGUGGCUGGGCUCUCAACAUGAAAGACCUCAAGCUGCUUCAAACCAUUGGCAAGGGCGAGUUUGGGGAUGUGAUGCUCGGGGACUACCGGGGGAACAAAGUCGCCGUUAAGUGCAUUAAGAACGACGCCACCGCUCAGGCCUUCCUGGCAGAAGCUUCAGUCAUGACGCAACUCCGGCAUAGCAACCUCGUGCAGCUACUUGGGGUGAUUGUGGAGGAGAAGGGGGGCCUUUAUAUCGUCACGGAGUACAUGGCCAAGGGCAGCCUCGUGGACUAUUUGCGAUCAAGGGGCAGGUCGGUGUUGGGUGGAGAUUGCCUCCUCAAAUUCUCCCUGGACGUGUGUGAGGCUAUGGAGUACCUGGAGGCCAACAACUUUGUGCACCGGGACCUGGCGGCCAGGAACGUGCUGGUAUCCGAAGACAACAUCGCCAAGGUCAGCGACUUCGGCCUCACCAAGGAGGCCUCCAGCACCCAGGACACCGGGAAGCUGCCCGUCAAGUGGACGGCCCCCGAGGCCCUGAGAGAAAAGAAAUUCUCCACCAAGUCUGACGUGUGGAGUUUCGGGAUACUCCUCUGGGAAAUCUACUCCUUCGGCCGAGUGCCUUAUCCGAGAAUCCCUCUGAAGGACGUGGUCCCAAGAGUGGAGAAGGGCUACAAAAUGGACGCUCCGGAUGGCUGCCCAGCCGCCGUCUACGAAGUGAUGAGGAACUGCUGGCACCUGGACGCCGCCAACCGGCCCACCUUCCUGCAGCUUAGGGAACAGCUAGAGCAUAUCAAAGCCCACGAGCUGCACCUGUGAACACCAGGGUGGGGGUGGGGGCACCCCAUGGGCGUCCCGUGCCACCCUCUUCAAUCACCUAUCUCCCCUACCCUCAACACAAAGACUGAGGUGCUGUUGAGAACUGGACCAGCUCAGACUGAAUCCCGUCCUGGGAAAGACUGUGCCCACCUUUCUGGCCUCCCCCCAGGACAGGCCGGAGACAGGGGGCGGGACUCGAUCCUGGGGGGAGCAGCCGCCAGGUCCUUGAUCCCAAAGUGAUGCGGCCUCCGGCCCUGUCCCGGCUCCCCCCCAGCCCGAUCUCCCCCCGGCCUCCCGCCACCUCUUGUCCACCACAGGAGGCCCACGUUGGCCUGUCCCUCUCUCACAGGACAGCCGAGCGGGGACCAAAGGGGCUUGGGGGACCGCACUGAAACGGGAGGAAGGGGCGGACUCCCUUGUCUCCCCCUAUCCUCCUGGCUCCUGCCUGCCUCUCCUUCUCAUUUUCUUCCUUCUCCUUUUUUAUAAUUUUUUUGUGUUUUUUUUUUAAUUUUCAAGUUGAGGAGAAAAAAAAAUACCCCAUGUUGGGCAUUUUACAAGAAGUACGAAUCUCAUUCUUCAUGUAUUAAGGGCAGAGGGAAGGGAACGGAGAGCAAGGAAACGCCCCUCUCCCCAGGUUCUCCCCCUCCAGCCCUCGUCAGAAGCAGCCCCGUGCCCUCCCCUGCCCGUCUUCCAGCCUCGGGCCUCGUGUUUGCGCUUGACCCUGUCUCAAUGUUGCAUGCCGAUCCCAGAGGCCUUUGCGUUUCUGUCCGGUGCUUUAAUCUCAUGUAUUGCUGCCCACCCUGUGAGAUGAAACUGUAAUAAACCAUUCCAUGAGGACACCCAA